UCCUUGUUUUCACAAUAUGGCUGAAUCGAUGAUGAGUGGUGUAUAGAAAGAAGGAUGUGUGACAAGAAAAAAAAUUUAUUAGGGCUGCGGACUAGCAAGUACUUCGUAAAGUUGUCUUAAUAUUUAAAAAUGUCUAAAGAAGAAGGAGAAAUAACAGAUGAUGACGAAUGUGGCGUGUUUUCAGCCGAUGAAUAUGGGGUUCGCAACGUUAGGCGAGGACAGUUACGCCAUGUAGACAGGAGGGGAAUUUACCCAUGUGGAAAACAUUGCUCUUCAAAAGAGAGGGUUAAGUCUUUCAUCACGGCAUAGAGAUCAGUCUUCAGUAAGGAAAUAUGAAACCAAAAGCUCUCGUGAUCCUCGACAAAAAUUUAAUCCAGACUUCGUGCAGCCAGACGACGAGACAUCGCAGAUGUUUCUUACUGCACAGUCACGCGGGGACUAUUCCAGUAGUUCACAGACUCCGUACACGAAGUCGAGAUCAUCGAGAGAAACUGAUGGGUAUAAUAACUACAGAAUCUGCAAAGACCGUCACAAUCAGCAGCAGUUUAGGAUAAGCACUUACCCAACGCCAAACUCUACUAAGUCUUGGAGACAGAGAAAAUUUUAUCCUUCUCACCCUGCUAGUGAUGCUUCUCAACAAAAUAAUGAUCUUAGAUCGAAUCGAAGCAGCUUUUUGCCAGAGGGUGAACAAAACAAUGCAGACAAUCGAUAUGAAUUGCUUUUGAAGAAGUACCAGCGUGUUAAACAGCAGUUAGCAACCUAUGAAAAUGAAGGUACUACCACACCAGUUCCCCAGCAGCAUUCCCAGGUAGCACAAAUCAAGAACAGAGAUGGCAGCACUGGUUUCACCACACUUAUAGAGUGCACAAGAGAAGGCUCAGUUGGGCAGGGUGCUUCUGACAUUUCAAGUGCAGACGAUACCUGCUUGUCUAACUGGACUGGCAGCGAUCAUCGCAAUGAAAAUGAAAGCGUUCCCAACAUAGCUGUUGGAGCCAGCACCAAUUUGUCCACAAAAGCUGCUGUUGCAUGUGCUGAGACUGUUGUGGACAAUUCUGCUUCGGUCUUUGAGAUGAAAGUUGAGUCAGGUGAAAGUAGUGCAGAGGGUGUUGUUGAUUUGGAUGAAAUUAAAACUAUUACUGGAGUGGCUACUUCACUAUUAAUAGUGAAAGAUUCGCCUUCUGAAAUAGACAUCACCAACCAGUUCUUUAAGCAACCAGCUCCAGAUCCUGCCACCACUGUAGAGACUCCUGAAGCAGAAGAAGAAGAAGAUCUGGAUGAAUUAGAGCUUCGUCGAAUAGCCCUGGAGUCAGCAGCUCGCAGGAUGGCCUUUGAUGAUGAUUCAGAUGUGGCUGCAGCAUCAAGCCCUUCAACAUACACAAUACAGGCUGAAGACGCAAUGGCUUGCCAGUCUGAGAAAAAGGAUGAAAUUUAUCCACCAGCCUUUCUUGUGAAUCAGCUUUACAAACAAGAUCAUUAACUCCACAAGUGUCAGCAGAUUUUGUCAGUGACAAAAAGGUUGGACAGUUUUCCGACAACGCACUUAGCUAUCGUAUGUCACGAUUUAGCUCUGGUAGAGCAUCAUCAGGAAGGCAGGCAGAAAGCGAGAAGAUGUCGGAUCGUGAAAAAUCAUUUACAAGGGAAAAUACCAGCAGAAAGAGACUAGCUAGGCACAAAGGCAGCCUUGGUUCCACAUUGGCUAGAGAGAAAUCUCUGCAACCUAGACGAACUCGCCCAUUGCCAUUUGCUCCUACCAGAUUGGACAGAAUAACUGUCAAGCCAUCAAGAGGUGAAAUGGAAAGAUCAAGCGAACAUGAAGUAAAUGUUAAAAGGCGAGCACGGCAAGUUAGCGUUGUGAGAAGGUUGCAUCGGUCACCCAAGACAAACACCACUGACAAGCAGCCAAUGCAGUUGCCAACAAAGAAUCAGAAAAUUAAGGGAGACAAAGACAGGGAGGAAAAACGUCGACAAGAAAUUGCCAAGAUACUAUCAUUGGAAGAUCCAAAGGAACAAGUACAACGAUUUCUGCGAUUCCUCAAUGUGACCAUUGCUGAGAACAGUCAAAGCAAGCAGCAACAGCUUAGGGACAACUAUGAAGAAGUUGAAAUGGACAUUGAUAGUGGAGAUGAAGUGACAGAUGGAUUUGAUAUUUAUGGAUUGCCCAGUUCUUUGCAGCCUCUCCAGUUGAUGGGUGCAGAUGCAGCAGAAUUUCAAUGUACUAUGGAUCUUCUGCAAGGAGUACGGCAGUGGCAGAUUCCUUAUCCAUUGAUGGAUAGCUACUCAGGAAUGAUUUCCUUUCCCACAAUCCUUCCAUCUGCUUCACGCAACCCUCCCAUUUCAUCUAUGCCACUUCAGGUGCUGCCUCCAGUCACCCCAGCCCAGCCACCACUCCCAGAAGAUCUUCCCCAGCCUCCACCCCCACCGCCUCCAGAUUCAGAAGGUCUAAAGGACAGUGCAGACUGGAUGAACAGCUACAGCAGCUCUGUUGGAUUUGCUAACAAGAUUGACACGAGAGCAACUUUCAUGAAAGAUGAAAUCAAAUACCAGUCAGACCAGGUUCCCUGCAGACACACUGUUGCACCACUAGAUGCAGAUGGCUUUGAAGAGCCACCAUCCCAAAAAGGAUCAUCACCAGGUUUAGCUGAAGACUUAUUGAAGCCUGAAGCUAAAUUUGGGGCAGAUGAUGAAGAGGAGAUAGAAUUGAGAAAACAGCUUCUUGAGGAUCUUAUCAAGCGCAAAGGGCAGGCAGAGAACAAGAAGUCAGAGAGUGGUGGGUCAUCCCCAGCAACAUUUGAUGCCCAGUCACCCCACCACACACUGCCAACAAGGCCUAGAGAUGUGCCCCGUAAGGUUCACAAGGCAUACCUGCUGCCAAUGCACAAGCCAGUUGUAGUUCCUUUGUGCGACUCAUCAUCUGAGGAGGAAGAUAGUGAAAAAGACUGCGCGCUUCAGAGCGUCCCUGGAAACAAGAGUGACAUUACGGACUUUGAUAUUGAUCGAUUCCUCAAAUUACAGCGAAAAACUGUAGAGGAACAGAAGAUUGGGUCUCUCAUCAAAGACCAGGAUGCGAAAUCAGCAACUACCCUGCCAGGCAAACAGAUUCGUCUUCAGCAUCUGAAGCAAAAAGAAACAGACCUAGCAAAACUGAGGCAUUUGAUUAUUGAAGACCAGGAUGUUUUAACAAAAGGCAGGAAGAUCGUGGCAGAGCAGAAAAAAGCAGAAAAUGUAGUCGUUCAGCUGCAACAACAACUUAUGGCAGCGCAGAAGUUGGUCUUGUCUAAACGCCCCCUUGUGCUGAGGGCAAAGAUGCAGAUUCAGGAGGCUCAUGUUAGGCUUCUGAAGAAUCAAGAAAUGUACAGGCGGGUGGAGGAGAAGACUUUGUCUCUUGGUCAGCAGUUGCUAGGAGCAGACUACAGGCCACAGAUGGCCAUUCCUUUGGUACGAAGCAAACGAAAGGUUGAAGUCACUGGUAAACACCAAGUGAUAAGCAUAACUGUUUUGGGAAAAGACACAAAGAAAAGGAAGCUAGAAGACAAGCUGGGAAAGACAAAUGAAAAAGAGAAUAUUGUUACAUCCACAACAGUGGCUGCAAGUUGCAGUCCUGACAAGAGAACAGCAGAGAAAGCACGCUUACAGAAACUAGCAAAGGAGUAUGAGGAAAAGAUUCGACAUCUCAAAAUGCUACAGAUGCAAAGGAAGCAAAGUGGCCUUGCUUCAGGCACUAGCAAUACUAAACACCAAAAGCCUUUGACCAAGCAAGUGACUGAUUCAGUCACCUCAGGUGACAGUAGAAGCACACGACUUCCAUCCCUAGAAAGCAUCAAACUAGAGCCUGUGGAAAGUGACACUGUUGUGCACAAGCUUCGAAGACGGUCACUGCUGGAUAUUUCACAAAGUCCCAAACCUAAUCUUUUGCUGAAGGAGCACAAAAGUGCCAAGAAACCAGAAGUAGCUUCAGAUGCUAACACACAGUCACCAGUAGGGAAGAAGAAAUUAGGGACUGCAAAGUUCAAAAUGCCUUUUGGUUUUCAGCUGCAAAAUCUCUGCAAAAUUCAGAAGGAGAAGGUGACUAAAAUACUGUCAAGCCAGAGUUACUCUUCACCGGAAGUAUUUUCCAACUUGAGUCCCCAUUGUGACCCAAUUCCUGAGUUGAAGAUUAUUAGUCUGCAAGAGCAGAAGCGUCAGGAAAAAGGAGAUCCCGCAGGCUUGGCUUUUACCUCACCUCUUCUAUAUUUUAAGGCUUACAGGUUUAGCCCCUAUUAUCGCACAAAAGAAAAUCUGACCAUUCCAUCAGUAUCAUACUCCAACAAGUUGAACCCAAAUCGAAUCCUGUGUCGUUAUGAGCUACAGGGCAUCUGUAAUGACCAGCAGUGUCCAUGGCAACAUGCUCGUGACUACCGCUUUUCUGAAAAAGAGCUCUUGCAGGACCUGUCGCAUACUGUCCCAAGCUUGCAGGUGUCACAGAUGGAGAUGAACAGGCCAGCGUUGCCAAGAAAAUUGAUUCUUACGUCGAAGGUUUGCUGGCCCAGCAUAAGGAAAAAUGACCUUUGAUGACAUCUGCCUUCUGCUGACAUCAAAGGUCAAUGAGUGUGCUCAACAUGUUCGACCACAUACCAUGUUCUUUGAGAGCCGGGUGUGGCGUCCCACAACAGAGGAGACUCGAACUUUUUCCAUGACUGUAUCUUCAGAGUUUCAAACAUCUCUCAACAUUAUAA
Pomacea canaliculata is the source of this 4712-nucleotide messenger RNA. Its product is annotated as zinc finger C3H1 domain-containing protein-like. The record is from RefSeq and is a predicted model, not a curated record. The coding region runs from base 1552 to 4548 and encodes 998 amino acids. The transcript is spliced from 20 exons. Gene Ontology annotation, cellular component: nucleus; exosome (RNase complex). NCBI's taxonomy places the organism in Eukaryota, Metazoa, Mollusca, Gastropoda, Architaenioglossa, Ampullariidae. Gene Ontology annotation, molecular function: metal ion binding.